Molecule: messenger RNA, 1777 nt
Organism: Tupaia belangeri chinensis (Chinese tree shrew)
Lineage: Eukaryota; Metazoa; Chordata; Mammalia; Scandentia; Tupaiidae
Gene: UBC
Product: ubiquitin C
Exons: 2
Coding region: 139-1740 (533 amino acids)
Molecular function (GO): protein binding
Source: RefSeq, a predicted model, not a curated record
UCUGCGCAGGGAUCUCUCCGGGGCGGCGGGCAGCGCAGCCUAUAUAAGGGCGCGCCGGGCGUGGCGCAGCUAGUUCCGCCGAGGCCGGGAGUUCGGUUGCUGUUCACUUACGUCCGCUGCUGACACCGUUGCUUGAUAAUGCAGAUCUUCGUAAAGACCCUAACUGGCAAGACCAUCACCCUCGAGGUCGAGCCCAGUGACACCAUUGAGAACGUCAAGGCGAAGAUCCAAGACAAGGAAGGUAUCCCUCCUGACCAGCAGAGGUUGAUCUUUGCCGGGAAACAGCUGGAAGAUGGACGCCCCCUGUCCGACUACAACAUCCAGAAGGAGUCCACCCUGCACCUGGUACUCCGUCUCCGAGGUGGGAUGCAGAUCUUCGUGAAGACCCUGACUGGCAAGACCAUCACCCUCGAGGUGGAGCCCAGUGACACCAUUGAGAACGUCAAGGCGAAGAUCCAAGACAAGGAAGGUAUCCCUCCUGACCAGCAGAGGUUGAUCUUUGCCGGGAAACAGCUGGAAGAUGGACGCCCCCUGUCCGACUACAACAUCCAGAAGGAGUCCACCCUGCACCUGGUACUCCGUCUCCGAGGUGGGAUGCAGAUCUUCGUGAAGACCCUGACUGGCAAGACCAUCACCCUCGAGGUGGAGCCCAGUGACACCAUUGAGAACGUCAAGGCGAAGAUCCAAGACAAGGAAGGUAUCCCUCCUGACCAGCAGAGGUUGAUCUUUGCCGGGAAACAGCUGGAAGAUGGACGCCCCCUGUCCGACUACAACAUCCAGAAGGAGUCCACCCUGCACCUGGUACUCCGUCUCCGAGGUGGGAUGCAGAUCUUCGUGAAGACCCUGACUGGCAAGACCAUCACCCUCGAGGUGGAGCCCAGUGACACCAUUGAGAACGUCAAGGCGAAGAUCCAAGACAAGGAAGGUAUCCCUCCUGACCAGCAGAGGUUGAUCUUUGCCGGGAAACAGCUGGAAGAUGGACGCCCCCUGUCCGACUACAACAUCCAGAAGGAGUCCACCCUGCACCUGGUACUCCGUCUCCGAGGUGGGAUGCAGAUCUUCGUGAAGACCCUGACUGGCAAGACCAUCACCCUCGAGGUGGAGCCCAGUGACACCAUUGAGAACGUCAAGGCGAAGAUCCAAGACAAGGAAGGUAUCCCUCCUGACCAGCAGAGGUUGAUCUUUGCCGGGAAACAGCUGGAAGAUGGACGCCCCCUGUCCGACUACAACAUCCAGAAGGAGUCCACCCUGCACCUGGUACUCCGUCUCCGAGGUGGGAUGCAGAUCUUCGUGAAGACCCUGACUGGCAAGACCAUCACCCUCGAGGUGGAGCCCAGUGACACCAUUGAGAACGUCAAGGCGAAGAUCCAAGACAAGGAAGGUAUCCCUCCUGACCAGCAGAGGUUGAUCUUUGCCGGGAAACAGCUGGAAGAUGGACGCCCCCUGUCCGACUACAACAUCCAGAAGGAGUCCACCCUGCACCUGGUACUCCGUCUCCGAGGUGGGAUGCAGAUCUUCGUGAAGACCCUGACUGGCAAGACCAUCACCCUCGAGGUGGAGCCCAGUGACACCAUUGAGAACGUCAAGGCGAAGAUCCAAGACAAGGAAGGUAUCCCUCCUGACCAGCAGAGGUUGAUCUUUGCUGGGAAACAACUGGAAGAUGGGCGCACCCUGUCUGACUACAACAUCCAGAAAGAGUCAACUCUGCACUUAGUCCUGCGCUUGAGGGGAGGUGUCUGAGUUUCCUCCUUUCAAAAGCUUUCAACAAAUUUCAUUG